AUGUCGAAAUCUAAUGGAAGUAUAAUGAGGCACUUUGGCACUCAAUGGUUUUGGGUCACUGAUGACGAAACGCAGUUAAAGUGUUUAAAUGAUCUGAGUCCAAAGGCAGCUCUUGAAUCUAUAGAAAAAAGAUCUCACCAAAUUGAUACUGAUUUCAAGUCAAAAUCUCAGAAAACUAAAUUAGGGUAUCAAAAAAGAGGAAUAGUCAAGUCUCAAGUUUCGAAACGAACUAAUGAUAUGAGCUCAUUCGAAAAUACUCAGCCAUUUGAAGCAUCAUCUUUAGCCCAUAAUCAUUCUUCUGAACUUAGCUGCACAACCCGAAAACUUGACUUUAAAAAAUCCUAUAAAAGCCCUUGAUAUAUCUCACCCAGGAACUGGGAAAAGUUAGCAAAUAUUUCAACAGCCAAGGUACAGGAUGAAGAAGAAAGGAUUAAAAACUUGUAUUAUAAUCUACAUAUGAGGAAGAAAAAAUUUAAUCUCUAUGCAAAAGAAAAAAAAGAGCUGGCUACUGAUUUAGAUAUUAGGCAUGAAAAAGCCCAAGCGCAACUUGUGACCUUGCCAGCUGUUCAAAAGUAUAAAACUUAUUUGGAAAAUAAAAAAUUGAGGAUUCCUGCAUGCUUAAGAAUUCUUGAUCAAAGUGAAGGAAAUAUCAAAGGAUAG
Messenger RNA from Blepharisma stoltei, 660 nucleotides. Lineage: Eukaryota; Ciliophora; Heterotrichea; Heterotrichida; Blepharismidae. The record is from the annotation of a GenBank genome assembly.